Messenger RNA from Camellia sinensis, 3556 nucleotides. The record is from RefSeq and is a predicted model, not a curated record. NCBI's taxonomy places the organism in Eukaryota, Viridiplantae, Streptophyta, Magnoliopsida, Ericales, Theaceae.
UCAUUGCUUAUAGCUAGUGAAUAUCUUGUAAUUAAUUGGCCAUGCAUUAUCUUCUAAUAAUUAUAAAAAAUGUUAGAGAUCCCAAAAGUUUUACCAAAAUUUCUAUCAUGUGUCUCACAUGAGUGUGGGACCCACAUGGGACCCACGUAACGUGGGUUCCACACUCAUGACAUUUGAUAGAAAUUUUGAUAGAACUUUUAGAGUCUCUAACAUUACGCAAUAAUUAUUUUUGUUGGACUACAAUAUAGUGACCUCAUUAACUGCACAUUACUUUUGUUUGGGAAGGAACAUUGUAUUUACACUUUUGCAUUGUGUUCGAGUAUCUUCAAUGGAUUCUUUAAAAUUUGCUAUUAUUUAGUCUUAUCUUACUUUACUUCCUGCGAUGGGUUAGUUACUAUACUAGUCAUUUUAACAAAUUGUUUACUAGCUGGCUACAUUUAGAGAGUCUUGAGAGACUCUUUAAACAGUUUGAAUAAAUAAGUAAAAUAAAUAGUAGUGUUAGAGCAUAUAGAUAAAAAAGUAUUUAGGCAAAAUAAAGAGCAUUCCUUUAUUAUACUUUAACUAGUGAAAAAUAAAGAGUAAUUUUGACUUCAUUAUGUAUUUUUCAAAGAGACAUUGUUUCCUAUCAUUUUAAAAAAUAAAAUUUUAUUAAAAUGAUUUGUAUUUUUAAGAAUAUCAUUAUCACAUCAUCUUUAUUAAUAUAUAUGUAUAGAUAUUAGGUAGUCUCGGAGUGCAAUGUGAUAUUACUUAUGUGCUCCUCUUGACAAAUGUGAAACCACAAAAUACGCUUCAUGGGUUUUUAUUUAUUUAUCAAGUACUUAAUAAAAGUGCCUUAGUAUGGUCUCACCCAUAAUGGUUUCUUAUAUGGUAUUUUAUAUAAUACUUUUGUUUGUGCAUCAUACAAGACAUUUUUUUGCCAAUAAUUUUUCUUUUGGGCAUGAGGAAUAGUUGGUGAAAAAACUUGAGCCAUUGGUUUUGAUAAGAUAGAAUAUAUGCAUGUAUGUAAACACAUAAUAGUAGCUGCAAUACUGACUCUCCAUUUUGUUACCCUCAAUUGUGAAUUCGUUCUAAAACCAAUCAAACUUUCACUCUCGUGCUUUUCUUGGUUUGUUUGUGUUUUUCUCUAAAUCUGAUAUAAUAUUGUUUCUUGCUGACUCCCCAUUUUGUUACCCUCAACUGUGAAUUCAUUCUAAAACCAAUCAAACUUUCACUCUCAUGUUUUUCUUGGUUUGUUUGUGUUUUUCUCUAAAUCUGAUAUAAUAUUGUUUCUUGCUUCCUUAGUUUCACCAGGGAAACAAUGCCUAUAGGCGAAAUCUUUCUCGCUGCUUUCAUUCAGGUGUUGUUUGAGAAGUUGGCCUCUACGGUCCUACUGAAGUUUGCUCAUCGGGAGCAAGUUCAUACUCUCUUCAAGAAAUGGAGUGGAGAGCUAAAAGAAAUUCAGGCAUUCUUAGAUGAUGCAGAGGAGAAACAAAUAAAAAAUAGCGGUGUGAAAAUGUGGCUUGAGGAUCUCACAGACCUGGCUUAUGAUCUGGAUGACAUACUGGAUGAAUUUGCCACUGACGCUUUGCGGCAUAAGUUAAUAGUAGAGUCUCAAGCAGCUAGCACCAGCAAGAGCAAGCUACUGGCCAUAAUACCUACAUGUUGUACAAGAUUCAAUCCAACGACUCUUCUUUCUGAUUUUAUGAGUUCUAAUUCAAAGAUAGAUGAAAUCACUACCCAAUUGCAAAGUAUUUUUGAAAGAGGAAGUCGACUUGGUUUACAAAAGAAUAUUGUAGGAGAAUUUGCUAAAGCUUGGCACAGACCACCCGCCACAUCAUCAUUGAUACAUGAACGUUGCAUAUAUGGCAGGGAUAAGGAGAAAAAGGACAUAAUUGAUUUUCUCCUAAGGGACGAGUCAAAUGAUAGUAAAGUCGGCGUACUUCCCAUAGUAGGUAUGGGUGGGCUUGGCAAGACCACCCUUGCACAGAUGGUAUACAACGAUGAAGUAGUGAACAAGCAUUUUGAUUUGAAAGCAUGGGUCUGUGUUUCUGAUGAGUUUGAUACUAUGAGAAUAUCAAAAGUAAUUCUUGAAUCUAUUACUUCCAAGGCUUGUGAAUUUAAAGAAUUGAAUCAAGUUCAAGUUCAGUUAAAGCAGAAUUUGAUUGGAAAGAAGAUUUUAAUCGUUUUAGAUGAUGUAUGGGACAAGAAAUACAAUGAUUGGAACAUUUUGAAGGCCCCCUUUAACGAUGGAGUCUCAGGAAGUAAGAUAAUUGUAACAACUCGUGACAGAGAUGUUGCAUUGAUUAUGGAAACUGUUCAAAACCAUUUCCAUUUGCUACAGCAUCUAUCAGAUGAUGAUUGUUGGUCAGUGUUUGCACAACAUGCCUUUGGGAAUAAAAGCAUGGAUGCAAAUCCAAAUUUGGUGUGUAUUGGUAGGAAAAUUGUAGGAAAAUGUAAAGGUUUGCCUUUGGCUGCUAGGACACUCGGUGGCCUUUUACGAUGCAAAAAUAGAGACGAUGAGUGGGAAAAUGUAUUGAAUAGUAAAAUAUGGGAUUUAAAUGAACAAGGCAGUGAAAUCCUCCCAGCUUUGAGAUUAAGCUACCAUCAUCUCCCUUCACAUUUGAAGCGGUGCUUUGCAUAUUGCUCUAUACUACCAAAGGACUAUGAAUUUGAGGAGGAUGAGUUAGUCUUCUUGUGGAUGGCAGAAGGCCUUCUUCAGCAACAAAAUGGAAAGAAGCGAAUGGAAGAUUUAGGAGUUCAAUACUUUCACGAAUUGCAGUCGAGGUCUUUUUUCCAACCAUCAAGUGGUGGUGAAAGCUCGAAAUUUGUGAUGCAUGACCUCAUCAAUGAUUUGGCUCAGUCAGUUGCAGGAUAUACUUGUUUUAGAUUGGAGGAGAAAUUGAAGGAUCAGGAGCAAUGUACAAAAUUGAAGAGUGCUCGACAUUCAUCUUACAUGCAAAGCGAAUUUGAUGCAAUCAAAAAGUUUGAAACUUUUUAUAAAGCCGAGAAUGUAAGGAGUCUAAGGACCUUCUUACCCUUCUCCUUAGAUAAAGAUGAAUCUUAUUAUUUGACGAGCAAUGUUCCCCUUUAUUUGUUGCCAAAGAUGAAACGCUUAAGGGUGUUGAGUUUGAAUAGAUAUCACAUUGGCGAACUUAUUCCAAAAUCAAUUGGGGAUUUGAAACAUUUGCGAUAUCUUAACUUUUCCUACACGAGAAUCAGAACAGUACCUGAAUCAUAUGGUAUAGAUGUGCUAACAAUGGUAUGGAGUAGUGAGAGCUUGGAUGGUUUACAAAAUGAAAUGGUUACAGAAGUGCUUGACAUAUUAAAACCUCACAAGAAGCUGAAAGAGCUAUACAUCAGAGGCUACCAUGGUACGAGAUUUCCAAUUUGGAUAGGAGAUCCUUUGUUCUCCAAUAUGGUGUGCAUGAAGUUACAAAAUUGUAAAAAUUGCACUUCCUUACCGCCACUUGGACAACUACCCUCUUUGAAAGACCUUCACAUUGAAGGAAUGAGUGCCAAUGGGAGGAUUGGUACAUUUUUGGAAUCGACAAGGAAGUUCAAACCUUCACUUGUGUAA